This is a messenger RNA of Sturnus vulgaris (Common starling), 5881 nucleotides long. It is a transcript of the gene RSBN1, whose product is annotated as round spermatid basic protein 1. Lineage: Eukaryota; Metazoa; Chordata; Aves; Passeriformes; Sturnidae. The record is from RefSeq and is a predicted model, not a curated record. Gene Ontology annotation, cellular component: nucleus.
CACGUUCUCCCCGCUCAGCCUCCCGCCGCCCGGGGAGCGCCGACACCACCACCGGCACCACGCCGAGCCCGCCGGCCACAAGGCGAGGCGCGGCAGCCCCGCGGACGGCGCGGCGGGGCGGCCCAGCCAGCGAGAAACUCCAGAUGAAAACGGCAAAACCCAGCGAGCUGACAGUCUUAUUAUGAAGAAGAUGAAGAAAAAAAAGAAAAAGAAACACCGGGAAGAUGUGAGGGGAAAACGCCUGAAGAUGUACAACAAAGAGGUGCAGACAGUGUGUGCUGGGCUCACUCGCAUUGACAAGGAGACCCUGUCUCAAGGACAGUGUGACAACCUGGAAAUGAACAAGGAAUCCUUCAGGUACCUGAAGGAUGAGCAGCUGUGCAGGCUGAACUUGGGCAUGCAGGAGUACCGGGUACCCCAGGGGGUGCAGACCCCGUUUGUGACACACCAGGAGCACUCUGUGCGCAGCAGCUUCCUCAAGACUGGCACUAAAUUCAGUAACUUCAUUCACGAGGAGCAUCAGUCCAAUGGAGGUGCCCUGGUCCUGCAUGCUUACAUGGAUGAACUCUCAUUUUUGUCUCCAGUGGAGAUGGAGAGAUUUGCAGAAGAGUUUCUUGCAUUGUCAUUCAGUGAAAAUGAUAAAAAUGCAGCUUACUAUGCUUUAGCCAUAGUGCACGGAGCAGCUGCCUACUUACCAGACUUCCUGGAUUACUUUGCUUUUAACUUUCCAAACACUCCAGUGAAAAUGGAAAUUUUGGGCAAGAAGGACAUUGAAACAACAACAAUUUCAAAUUUUCACUCUCAGGUCAAUCGCACGUACUGCUGUGGCACCUACAGAGCAGGACCCAUGCGCCAGAUCAGCCUGGUGGGAGCCGUGGAUGAAGAAGUGGGGGACUACUUCCCAGAAUUCCUAGAUAUGUUGGAAGAAUCUCCAUUUCUUAGAAUGACUUUGCCCUGGGGGACUCUUUCCAGUCUCAGACUGCAGUGCAGGUCCCAGAGUGAUGAUGGGCCCAUCAUGUGGGUGAGGCCGGGAGAGCAGAUGAUCCCCACAGCUGAUAUGCCAAAAUCACCCUUCAAACGGCGCCGGUCCAUGAACGAGAUCAAGAACCUGCAGUACCUACCUCGGACCAGCGAGCCCCGCGAGGUCCUGUUUGAGGACAGGACCAGAGCUCACGCUGACCACGUGGGGCAGGGCUUUGACUGGCAGAGCACAGCUGCUGUCGGGGUGCUCAAGGCUGUGCAGUUUGGGGAAUGGAGUGACCAGCCUCGUAUAACCAAAGAUGUGGUUUGUUUUCAUGCUGAAGACUUCACUGAUGUUGUGCAGAGACUUCAGCUGGACCUGCAUGAACCUCCAGUGUCACAGUGUGUUCAAUGGGUGGAUGAAGCCAAACUAAACCAAAUGAGACGGGAAGGCAUUCGCUAUGCUAGGAUUCAGUUGUGUGACAAUGACAUCUACUUCAUCCCUAGAAAUGUCAUUCAUCAGUUCAAAACAGUGUCAGCAGUCUGCAGCUUAGCCUGGCACAUCAGACUCAAACAGUAUCACCCAGUGGGGGAGACUUCUCCAAAAGCAGAAAGCAAUUCAAGCCUGAACAGUGAUGUUCCUGGAAACACAGAGGCAGAAGGUGAACCCCAAGGUGUGAGUGUAAAAAUAGAGUCUGAAGAACCAGGUAUGGAAAUUCAGCUUACCCCAGGGGUGCUCUCCUCCUCUGUUUCUUCAAUAUCAGGACUUGUGCAACCAGAUCAGGUGGCCCAGCCCCUUCCAGGUUUUAAAAUAGAGUCUGAUCAGCAACGCAAUCCACAGGAUCAUGCAGGCUCUUCUGUGUGAUAUGUAUAUAUUCAAACAUUUUUUAAGCAACUUUUUAAAAUUUUGAUGUGAAGUUAUAGUUUUAUAACUGGCUUAUGUUUUAUUGGAGAAAUCUUGCCUAUAAUUCUAUAAAGAAAGGUGACAUUCCAAAAUGUCAAGCAUAUCUUUUUUACACAGAUUAUGCAAAAUUCAAGUUGUAUUUUAACCCCUUAGUACAACCUGUAACAGUGGUCUACCACUUCUUUCUGUUUAAGUAAAGAGAUGUUGAAUAUCUUCUCAAAGUCAGAUUGAAAUUCCUCCAGGAACACGAAAUGAUUGAACUCCAUUGGUCAGUGUUAUUUCCCUACUUUUACUUUAUCUCUAAUCUUCACCAGAAAGUGAUGCUUUUGUAGAAGACUUGCAAAGUGACUUCCCCAUCUCGUUUUAAUUGCUUAAAAAAGUAAAAAAGAAAAAAAAGGAAAAAAAUAGAGAAAGCACAGCACUUUUGAUGAUUUGUGGAAUUUUCAGUAUGUCUGUUCUUGACAUAUUGGUUUAUAUACAAGCUAUAGAAAUUGAUGUUUCUUACAGUUCCUACAAGGGUGACCUGUAAAAAGAACUGAAGCAAGUGUCUGAUUCCUGUUGAAAUGCAACGACUUACUGACCUAACACUUCUCAUAGCACUGCUUAUGUUGUUUGAUGUGAGGGUUUUUGCUUCCAAAAUACAUCUUCCCUGAACGUGAUAAAUGCUAGUGUCAAAAUUAGAGAACCUCUUGGUAGUCUUGUGGAGGAAACUGCUAUCUUUGAGCACUUUAAGGCUUUAAAAUACUUAACCAACUUGGCAGCUUGUUUUGAUGGGGUCGUAACGUGUCCAAUGGAUCCACACUUCCCUUGUACUGAUGCACUUAAUAUAAUAAGCAUUGAGCUGAUACCUGACUUCCUAGAAUAAGGACAGCCUUACUGUGUAAGUUCUGUAUUAGUAUUUCACAAUAAAAAGUAUCUUGGCAUUGGACUGCUUUUUCCAUGUGUAGCUCCUGGGUGCCCAGUUACUGUGGAAAAAUCAGCAGCACAUGCUCAAUGUGUAGAGUGUCAGCUAUCAACAGUUUUUAAACAAUCUUUCAAUAUUUCUGGAUGUUAACGUGUAAUCUGUAUUUGACUUUCACUCACCCCAUUUAUUACUGCCCUUUCCAGUCAUCAAAAGGAAAAGUCCCUUUUCCCUCUCCCUCCCUCCUCCCCACAUUUAGAGUACAAGUUGGGGUUUGGUGCAACUUAAGCUGUCUCCAGAUAACUUUAUUUGUUCUAAUCCUCACUGGAGUAGGAAAGAUUUGAAACACUAUGUUAGACUAGACAAAAGCAAAGAUGCUGUGUUAGUUCUGGAUGCAUCUUUUUAAUAUCAAUUAUUACUCUUCUCUUUAUAAGGGUCUCUAAAAUAUGUUACUCUAUUAUAAAUCUUACUUUGUGCAAUAUUGUUUGUGUAGGCUUUUAUAUACAUAUUAGCACCUCAGUGUAGAGGUCACUAUUUUAAACUGAUAGAGAAAUAAUCCUCAGAAGAUACUGCAGUGAUUAGUUAGAACCUGUAUUACUCCUUAUGUGUAUGUAUGUAUUGUCUUCGGUACAAAAAUGAGGACUAGGAAAUAUUUCAAUUUAAAACUAAUUUACAGAUUGAAGUGGUAGUGACUCGUUUAGUAAUCUGUGUAAAUAAGGUGUUAGAAUGGAAAGCUUUUAUGAUGAGAAGUAAUGUGAUUCAUGCAGGGGUGUAAUUUAAUCUUAGCAGAAAUUCUAGAUGACUCAGCGCGGCUCAGAAAUGAGCCGUCAGUUCUCUGGUGGGUUUUUUCCACUUUUUAUGUUGAGAGGAAUUUCAUAGCUUUAAGGGUUGUGCAAAGUAAAAUUCCUCACAGGCAAUAGUGGUUUCAGUUCAUCCUUCACUUUCAAAGAUUCCCCAGGGGUGUUCUUUCCUUUUGACCAAGUCUGCGAGUCUUCCACGUGCCCGUUCCGCGCCUCUCCCUGCUGCUCCCUGGCCCAUCCCGGGGUGGCCCUUCCCUGGCAGCCAGCACUGAUCACUCAGGAACUGUCACACCUGCAGGGGCCACAGCGAGCCUGCAAAGGCACAGCAAACACACUGAGAGCCCCCAGGCACCAGCCUGUCUGUUUAUUGGGAAAAUUGGAAUGUAAAUUCCAAUAGCACGUUUUCAAAUGGAGGAAGGAACACUAGGGUGGUUUGUGCUACUUUCCAAGCUAUAUCUUUAGUGAAAUCUGUGACAACAGCCUGAAAUACCUGGAAAAUGCUCUGACUUCCUCUUGCAUGGAAGGACAUGACCAGUAGCAUCAUGCUCUCUGUGCUCUGCUCAGUUACUAACUUAAAACCUAAUGUCAGAUUUAAAUGCACGUAAAUAAAGGUAUCUUUGAAUGACCUGAAUGUUGCUGAUGCUAUCCUAUUUUGGAAGACUGAGGGAGAGAGGAACAAGCUCUUUGAGAAUCUCUUAUUAAAUUCAUCCUCAGUUUUGCUGUGCUUUAACCAAACUGGCACACUUUCAAAUUCCAGCUCAACUCUGAAUGUAAAGUAUGAGAGGGAUUGCUUGGGAAGCUGCUCACUCUCCAGCCAUUGCUUCAGUUGCCCAGAACAAAGCCUUGAUGGGACAAAUGCAAAUCUUUUCCAGCCCAAGACCUGUAGAACACAGAUUUUUUUUUUAUGAGCUAGAGCUGUUUAGAGAGGAAGUAAAAAGUUCAAGCCACUUAUCAUUUGAGCAGAACAAAUCCAGUAAAUACUUUUGAAUAUCUCAUAUUAAAUAGCUGCUAUUUGAAUUUCUCCAAGAUUUUAUACAGCAGGCUCCUUAAGGAGCUAAUCAAACUUUAGCAUAUUUCAUGGCUUGUUCCAAGGCUCAGGAAGUUGGGGCUGUUCAGUGUGGACACCUCACAGCCCCUUCCAGCAUCUGCAGGGGCUCAGGGAAGCUGGAGAGGGGCUGUUCAUCAGGAACUGAGUAAGAGGACAAGGGGACAUGGGUACAAAUCAAAAGAGGAGGAAUUUAGGUUAGAGAUUAGGAGGAAAUUUGAUGGGUAGUGAGGAUCUGGUUGUCCAGGGAGAUUGUGGAUGCCCCAACCUGGGAAGUUUUCAAAGCCAGGUUGAGCAGCCUGGCCCGGUGGGAGAUGUGCACAUGCAGGGAGCUGGGACAUCCAGUUGGGACUGGAUGAUAUUUAAGGUCCAUUCCACUACCUUGACAUUCUGUUAUUCUCAGUGGAAAGCAGAUACAAAACAGUUCCUAAUAUGAAUGUACUGGUCAGUUACUGCAAAUCCUCAGUUCUCCAUUUAUGAGGGUCUGCUCUGUGAUGUGUGUCAGUCCUGCUUUGUACUGCAGACAGCUGUCACUGGCCAAGAGCUGUCUGUAAAACAGAACUGAGGCUUAGGCUCGACUUUAAAUCAAGUGCUGGUGACUAAAACAUCCCAGAGAUAAAGGCAAGUGGCUCAGCUGUGCUAGAAAUGGACAAGCAAAUGCAGUGUAAAGCUGUAAUACCGGCUGGCUUUGGUUUCCUCUCUCCUCUGGAUAAAGCCCGGGUCGCUGUGUGCAGGUACCUGCCACGAGUGUUCCCAGGGCAUUCCUAAGGGACACUUUUCACAGGGGCACUGCCAGGUUUUCUGUUACAGAACAGUUCCCCUGGGCAAGGCAGAUUGUCAGAGCUUUCCCCAAGCCCUCCAUCGGGGGUGACUGCCCCGGUUUGGGGUGUGAAUCAGCCGAGUGUUGAGCUCUGCGGUUGCAGUUGCCGGGGAGUGCUGAGCCUGGGCAGCUCUGUGCUGGCUGAGGGGGUGGGAGAGGAGCGGAGGCAUCGCUGCCUCUCCCCCAGGGCCUGUUCUGUCCCUUCCCGUGGGCUCCGAGCAGUGGCCAGGGCACGCCGAGCAUUCAGACAAACACCCGCUUUCUCCUGAUUUCUCUGUACAACAUGUAAAGAUACCGACUCCUGUAUUGCUGUUUCGUGAUUUAAUUUGAUUUGAUUGGCAGCUACGAUUAUUUUUUUCUGUGGUUUUAAUUUAUCUAAGGUCUCUGCCUCCAGAGGACGUGUACAAUUGCCUGGACGACUGUUUGCUUUGUGCGGCCUUAGUGUAUUUAU